Clupea harengus (Atlantic herring) is the source of this 2692-nucleotide messenger RNA. It is a transcript of the gene cyp27a3, whose product is annotated as cytochrome P450. Gene Ontology annotation, molecular function: heme binding; iron ion binding; oxidoreductase activity, acting on paired donors, with incorporation or reduction of molecular oxygen. Gene Ontology annotation, biological process: cortisol metabolic process; glucocorticoid biosynthetic process; cholesterol metabolic process. Lineage: Eukaryota; Metazoa; Chordata; Actinopteri; Clupeiformes; Clupeidae. Gene Ontology annotation, cellular component: mitochondrial inner membrane. The record is from RefSeq and is a predicted model, not a curated record.
AGUCUGGGCCAACGAUAGGUGUAUGGACUGUUGGGUUUAUGAACGCGUCGAUGCAAUCGAGGGGUUAAGUUCCAUAGCAACACUGGAGGUCAUUUGAGUUCAGUAGAGCGAACGGGUUGUGGUAGACAGGAGACAACCUCCACUCGCGUAAACAAGGAACCAUUGUACAGUGCUUGUUCUCCGAGUCGGGUCCAGUUGCCUGUUCAAGUCGGUGCAGUAACAGGAAACGAAGAUGUUUAGCAGGUCGUUGGUAAGGACAGGACUGCUUGCCUGCAAACAGGACAGCAUAGCUGGGACGAAAUGCGCCUUGCCAGCCCUACUGAACGUUGGUGACAGACGACAAGGUGCGUCUUCGUCAGCCGCUGUCAUUAAUGCGAAUAAACAAAAAACGAUGGAGGAUUUGGACGGUCCCAGUCUCCUUACCUCCCUGUACUGGCUGUUUGGGAAAGGUUACUUUCAGACAACGCAUCAAAUGCAAAUUGAACACUGCAAGAUAUAUGGUCCCCUGUGGAAGUCUAAAUACGGACCGUUGGUGAUUGUGAAUGUGGCCAGUGCUGAACUGAUUGAGCAGGUGCUGAGGCAGGAGGGGCGGCUCCCCGUCCGUACUGACAUGCCCCACUGGCGAGGCUACAGGGAGCUGCGUAACCAUGCCUACGGCCCCCUCACAGAAAUGGGGGCAGAAUGGCAGAGAAUCCGAAGCAUUCUGAACCCUAGGAUGCUGAAGCCCAAGCACGUGUCAUUGUACACCAACGCCAUCAACGACGUGGUCACGGACUUCAUCAAGAAAGUGGACUACCUCCGGAAGACUUCAGACGAUGGGGUUAUGGUCAAGGAUAUGGCUGGGGAGUUGUAUAAGUUUGCUUUUGAGGGUAUUUCCUCCGUGCUGUUUGAGACACGUCUGGGCUGCAUGAACGAGAAGGUGCCCGAGGAGACGGAGAAGUUCAUUUUCUCCGUGGGAGAGAUGUUCCGCCUCUCCCCGAUCGUGGUGCUCUUUCCCAAGUCCACCUGGCCCUACCUGCCCUUCUGGAAGCAUUUCGUGGCGGUCUGGGACCACCUGUUCACCGUAGCGGAGGACCUGGUCCAAAAGAAGAUGGCGGACAUCCAGGAGCGUGUGAAGAAGGGGGAGCCCCUUUCGGGCGAGUAUCUCACGCACCUGCUGAUGAGCGAGCAGAUGUCUGUCCACGAGGUGCUGGGGAGCAUCACUGAGCUGCUACUGGCUGGAGUUGACACGACGUCCAACACCAUCUCAUGGGCACUGUACCACCUUGCCAAAGAGCCAGGCAUCCAGGAGCAGCUCUACCAGGAAGUGGAGAGCGUCUGCCCGGGAGACAAGGUGCCCACCAGCGAUGACUUCGCCAGGAUGCCCCUACUGAAGGCUAUCAUCAGGGAGACGCUACGGUUAUACCCAGUGGUGCCCGGGAAUGCCCGCUUCACUGUUGAAAGUGAGAUUGUGGUGGGUGGACAUCUCUUCCCCAAAGAGACUCUGUUCCAUCUGUGUCAUUACGCGGUGUCCUACGAUGAGAACGUGUUCCCCGACCCCCACGCCUUCCUGCCCCAGCGAUGGCUCCGUGGAGCGGACAAGCAGCUCAACCAGCACCCCUUCGGUUCAGUCCCGUUCGGUUUCGGCAUCCGGGCUUGUCUGGGCCGACGGGUGGCUGAGCUGGAGAUGUACCUGAUCAUGUCACGGUUGAUGAAACGUUACGAAGUACGCCCAGACCCUGCCGGCACGACCGUCAAACCAAUCACGCGGACUCUUCUGGUCCCGGCCACGCCCAUGCACCUGCUGUUCUUGGACAGGAGAGCAGUGGAGGAGGAGCCACGAGAACCUCAGGCUGUUGCCGUGUGAUGUGUUAGAAUGCAUUCCACCUGCAAAGGCAUUCCACAUUCCAAUGCACACACACACUGGAAGGCAAGCACACAGUGCACAUUAGUUGCCAGGUGGAGAUUUUGAAAAGCCUAGCCCUCUAGGCUAGUCUCUAUGCAUUAGCUGAAGUUCCAGCAUAUUGAUCAUAUAGUGCAAAGUAUACAUGCUGCUUGAGCCCCUAAGCACCUUAUACAAAUAUAUACAUUUUUCUGCACUGUCAUUUGUGUCACUAGUGCCACUGAGGGGCUCUGCUUUUACUGAGCUCUUGCAAAUAACGACCAUUUUGUUUUUAUCAUACGAAAGAGGACUACUCUAUAUCUGCCUAUUUCUGUGUGGUCAAUGUUGUCAGAUGAAGCUGUUGCCAGAAGGCAUUUGUUGUACAAAGGGAAAAUACCUUGCUUUACGGCUAGGGCCUUUUUAAUGUUGUUUUUAUAAUUUUAUCUUGUAAAUAUACUAAUUGUUUUUGUGGUAUUUAAAUCAUGACCUGGACAAUAAUGUUGUCUGACAAUCACCAUUUAAUAGUUCUCUGCCCACUACACAGGACUGUGCUUAUACUGUGAGAUUAUUUGUCGAUAAGGAUGUCACCUGAAAUGUGCCUUUAAGACGGUGAAAAUGGCUUUAGGAUGCAGGCAACAUGUGGAGCCCCCUUGUUUAGAGGCCAAGCUUUCGUCCAAUUACUUUUAAAGCUGCCAAUGGAUGCUGUCAUAGGUAGAAACUCAGCUCAACUCUCUUGAAAUUAUAGCGCGCUCUUAUCUUGUGGUCAUAAAACAAGUAAAACCGUAUUGUUUGUGAUGAUAAUUACUCAAAUAUUAAAUUAUAUUUUAUGAA